This is a messenger RNA of Kockovaella imperatae, 568 nucleotides long. Its product is annotated as putative ribosomal protein S20. The record is from RefSeq and is a predicted model, not a curated record. Bases 145 to 534 code for a protein of 129 amino acids. NCBI's taxonomy places the organism in Eukaryota, Fungi, Basidiomycota, Tremellomycetes, Tremellales, Cuniculitremaceae. Gene Ontology annotation, cellular component: ribosome; cytosolic small ribosomal subunit. The transcript is spliced from 4 exons. Gene Ontology annotation, biological process: translation. Gene Ontology annotation, molecular function: structural constituent of ribosome.
AAGCUGCCGUCCACCACGAGAUAGACGAGAUCCACUGACAUCGUUCCACAGUCACUUUGCUAGUCUUUUCACCCCGCUGAGAAGACUGAGUCGCUAUCCCAUAAGCUCUUUUCCCACAAACUUUCACUUGUUGAAACUUUCAAAAUGGACUACAAAGAGGACGUUGAAAAGUCUGGGGCCGGUGCCGCCAAGAUCCACAAGAUCAGAAUCACCUUGACUUCUCGAAAUGUCAAGCCCCUCGAGAAGUUCUGUACCGAUUUGAUCAACCGAGCCAAGGACAAGGAACUCCGAGUCAAGGGACCCGUCCGACUCCCUACCAAGCACUUGAAGCACACCACCCGAAAGACUCCUUGUGGUGAAGGAUCCAAGACUUGGGACCGAUACGAGAUGAGAAUUCACAAGCGACUCAUCGACCUCAACUCGUCAGCCGAUGUCGUCAAGCAGAUCACCUCUAUCGCGCUUGAACCCGGUGUUGAGGUUGAAGUCACCAUUGCUGGUGUGAGUGCAAAGACAGUGACCCAAGGAUUUGGCUGACCGUGUUGCAGUAAGCACCUCUUGGGACUUUUCU